Messenger RNA from Rotaria socialis, 978 nucleotides. The record is from the annotation of a GenBank genome assembly. NCBI's taxonomy places the organism in Eukaryota, Metazoa, Rotifera, Eurotatoria, Philodinida, Philodinidae.
AUGGCCAGACGUGUAUCUAAAAGUCCAAAACGAAAUCUCUCCCCAUCUCGAACUCAAGUAGACAUUCAAUUUGAAUCUGACGAAAAUGCUUAUUCAGAUCCGGUUGAUUCUUGUCGAUCAUUAGUACAAAAUGUUGUGUUUGAACGACGAGAUCGUGAAAGUUUAUCACCUCAAGCAACUGAACUAUUCAAUUCGGCAACUGCUUUUCAAGAUGAAGCCGAAGCUUCGUGGCUUCUUAACAAUAUUAAUAGUACAACAAUUUUGGUCAAAGUCGAUAAAGUUGUAUUCUCAAUAAAUGGCAAUUAUUUUCUAAAAGAAAAUCAACCAUGUGUUCUUUUUCUCCAUGGAUUUGGUCCAGGUAGAAAUUGGGCUAAUUGGAUAAAACUAGCGUAUCAAUUGAGUCAACAAUGUCAAUAUUCUAUCAUUUUGAUCGAUUUGCCUGGUUUUGGUCAAUCAAGUGGUCGUAGUUUAGAUCAAACAAGUUGGAAACGAUAUGGACCUGAAAUACUCAUUGCUGUUCUUUCAAGUUUUCAUCUUCGACAUCCAGCUAGUGUUGUUGCUCAGUGUGGUGGAGCAGCUACAACUGUUCGUACGAUUAAUCGAUAUCCUCUCUGGUUUCGAGGUCGUGGUCUUGUAUUUUCAAAUUCUGUUAUUGGCGAUUUUGGUGAAUCAAAAAUUGGGGACUUCGAAAAUAAUUUAACAAAAUAUAAUAUACACAUUGUUGUUUAUUGGAUUCCUGAUCAAGAUCAUACGAAAUAUUGUGUGGCAUACAAACGAUGGAAUAAAUUGCGUGUGACAGGUUUUCGUCAUUUAGAAUUGGUCGACCUUGAACCAGCUACACAAACGAUGAAACAAUUUUAUCCGCUUAUACGUGUCAUCGGUAUCAGUCGUUGUUCGUCGAAAAAUCAAGCAUAUGUUUAUAAACUAAGCGAUGAAUUUGUUAAACAAGUUAUUGAUAAAUUAGAUCGAAAAGCAUAA